Messenger RNA from Perca flavescens (yellow perch), 2310 nucleotides. It is a transcript of the gene rbm42, whose product is annotated as RNA binding motif protein 42. The record is from RefSeq and is a predicted model, not a curated record. Gene Ontology annotation, molecular function: mRNA binding. The transcript has 12 exons. The coding region runs from base 406 to 1617 and encodes 403 amino acids. Lineage: Eukaryota; Metazoa; Chordata; Actinopteri; Perciformes; Percidae.
GCGGUAAUGCACCAAAUCGGUGUUUGCCAACCGCCAAUAAACCUCAAGAAGAAGAAGAAGCAACAGCCAGCUAGCAUAACGUUACAAGCUCGUACAGCAGCUAGAUAGAGCAUUAUUAUUUCCUAUUCAAACAUGUUUACCCAUAGAAAGUAACCCGGUUAACUAGCAGUAACGUAGACAUCAGUACGAUAACUCCGCAGCAAUUAGCGUCGUUAGCUUUAGUGGUUAGUUAGCUGGAUGAUACAGUAGCUAGAGCUAGCUAGGUUCUUGGCUAGCUUAGUUAGCUUCUGAUGUGCUAGCUAACGCUAACGCCACUUAGCUUAGUCGAAAGCACAGCGUGUUAAGUCAGCUUAGUCAACAAGAGGUAACGAUUCAUAUCGAAAGCGUCAACGUUGUAGAUUAAGCAUGGCGCUCAAGUCCGGACAGGAGCGGCUUAAAGAGAUGGAGGCUGAGAUGGCUCUUUUUGAGCAGGAGGUUCUUGGCGGUCCAGUACCAGCAUCAGGCGGCCCAGCUGUUCUGGAGGCAGCACCUGUAGCUCUUUCUGUCCCGGUGGUUCCAGCAGCGCGAGCCAUUAUAGGCACCAACACCUACAGACAGGUCCAGCAGACAUUAGAAGCCAGAGCUGCUAGUUUUGUUGGUCCUCCACCACCCGUCUUCGCAGGACCAGUCCCUCCAAUACGUCCUCCCAUGCUGAGACCAGCCUUUGUCCCCCAUAUCCUGCAGAGACCCGUUGGUCAGAGGAUGCCCAUGAUGCGCGGCCCUCCAAUAGCGCCUCCUCUGCCCCGGCCUCCUCCUCCUCCUCCUAUGAUGCUCCCUCCCUCCCUGCAGGGCCAGGCACCCCAAGGUGCUCCUCAGCCCAUCCAGCACAUGUCUGCUGCACCUCAGGUCCGGGACAUGGUCUCCAUGGUGUCGUCUCCACCCACAAGACAGGGACCCCCACCUCCCGUCAAACCGACACCGUCGAUCAUCCAGGCAGCGCCGACCGUGUACUCUGCUCCUCCUGCCCCCGCCGGGCAUAAAAGGAUAGAUUUUAGAGCUCAGAGACAAGCCAGAAUGGAGGAACUGGCAGCGCGGGUUGCUGAGCAGCAAGCGGCGGUGAUGGCGGCAGGUCUGCUGGACAAGAAGGAGAGUGAAGACAGCAGCGCCGUUAUUGGACCCAGCAUGCCUGAGCCCGAGCCCCCCCACACUGAGCCUGUGGAAAGUGCUACAGAGGACAAAAAGCGAUCAAAGUCGGAGAAGGUGAGGAAGUGUAUCCGCACUGCAGCAGGGACCAGCUGGGAGGACGCCAGCCUGUUGGAGUGGGAUUCAGAUGAUUUCCGUAUAUUCUGCGGUGACCUUGGUAACGAGGUGAAUGAUGACAUCCUGGCCAGAGCCUUCAGCAGAUACCCGUCUUUCCUCAAAGCCAAGGUGGUGAGAGACAAACGCACGGGAAAGACCAAAGGCUACGGCUUCGUCAGCUUUAAAGAUCCCAACGACUACGUCCGAGCCAUGAGGGAGAUGAACGGGAAGUACGUGGGCAGUCGUCCCAUCAAACUGAGGAAGAGCAUGUGGAAGGACCGCAACAUGGAAGUGGUCCGCAAGAAGCAGAAAGAGAAGAAGAAACUGGGCCUCCGAUAGUAAGAGACUGGGUUGUGCUCCCCAGGGGACAGAAAACAACUUUGUGAGAGAGCACGACUCUUAUUUUGGGUCGGUCCAAUCAGGAGAUGUACCGAGAUUGUAUAGGUGUUCACUCUUUUUUUUUUUUUUUUUCUCCUUCUUUAAAUAAAACCAUAAUUUCUUAGUUGUCGUUCAGAUCACAGUUAAUUUUACCAGAAUACACUUUUUCUUCACAUUGGUUACAGAUUCAAAUGGGUUCUUAUUGAAACUGGGCCACUGGAUUUAUUUUAGUUGUUCCCAGCCUAUGAUUUAGAAAAGUAACACACACUGAGGGCUUGUGUAAGCUGCUGAUCUCUGGAAGUAGAAAAAAAACGUGUUGCACCCUCUGCCUCCAUAUGCAUUUCUCUAUUUAUUCUGACGACGUUAAACAUCGUCAGAAUAAAUAGAGAGAGGCAUAUGGAGGCCGAGUGUUCAGUUGUCCCUAUCCUGUUUUGGCCUCAUUGUGGACGUGGGAGGUGAAAGUAUUUCCCAAGUAAAUAAGGCAAAAGUCUGACUUUAUCGGGCUUUAUCUUUACUUUCAUUUAUAGGACCCCAAACGUGCCUCGGAGAGCUUUCCAUACAUUAUGUACAUCAUACGGCACUGCUGAAUGCAAUAACAGAAUAUAAAAAUUUGUUGUCAAUAAAUGCAGGUCAUAUUAGUCCCUCGUUCCCCAC